CCGUCACAGCUGAGAGGGACGUGUGUGGCGAGUGUCAUGGCUUCGGCGCCUAUUUUCCGCGGAUUUUGCCACUUUUAGGAUAGAUUUGUAACGUUUUCCGCCGUAAUUAAGAGACUCAAGAGACAUAAACAAGAGUAUGCUGCUUUGAGACGUAAACAAACAUGGUGUAGACAGCGACAUUGCUAGAGGGGUAACGGCUACAAAUUCUCUGGUCCCUCCUGCCUAGUGCGUUGAGGAUGUGGGGAGAAUUCCUGAACCCCAGAGAGACCAAGUAGUUGGCUGCAGUUUGGCCUGCUAAGCUCCGCCCACAGGAUGCAGCAGCCACCUGCAGCAAUAAAUGGAGGGGGGCCAGGCCAGCCCCAGUUUUCCCAGGGGGCCCUGGCCAGACCCCCAGCAUGGCCCCAAGCAGGCAAGCCUCCGGGGCCAUUUCCACCCCCAGGUGCCGGGGCCCCAAGACCUGGCCUGCCCACCAUGAAUGGACCACCAAUGGGUUCCAUGAUGAGGCCACCUCAGGGACCCCCGGCACCUCGAGCCUCACUGGUGAAUGGCCAGCCAGCCCCCACAUGGUCCUCCCCUAGACCAGGUGUUCCCCCACAGCCAGGCCCCCCAAGCGGCCCCCCGCCCCUCAAGCCUCCGCCAGCUUCCACCACCACCACCACCUCCCUAAACACCCCUCUCCUCAAUGGGUACCAGCGGCCGCCCAACACGCCAGAGUCGCUCUCUAACCAGUCCUCCCGCCAGCCCUCCCCAUGUCCCCCCCAAGGGCUGAGUGUAAAUGAAGGCCAGAGACAUGAUGUGAGGAGGUCCCCACGAGAGUCCCCUAGGAUGUCCCCAGUGCCCAGUAAAAUGGGGCAACAGGCUACUCCACAGCCUCACCCCAGCUCACAGCCAUCGGCCGCUCCACCACAGCAGCCACAGCAACCACCCUCGCUCAGCAACUCAGUGGGUGGUGAUGCUACCCUCAGCACACCCAAGCCAGCCAGUGUGAGCCACCCUUCACCCACGCCAAACUCAUGGAACACCACCAACACCACCACCACCAACUCUAUCCAGUCCAUUCCUGCUGCCUCAGCUGCCAACUCUGUGCCCUUCUCUGGGGCUCCUCCCUCCUCUGCUGCCCCCCAUAACCCCCCCACCCCCUCCACAGCUGCCCCCAUGACACCCAGCUCACAGGCAGGUCCACCCAGAAUCACCCCCAUGGCUCCCCCCAGACCCCAGCAACCUGCUGGCCCUCCACCUCCUGUUUCCUCCAUAGGCACAACCUCAGCAUUCCCCAGAGGUCUGCCGGCCGGGCCUCAGGGAGUCCCCCCCAGACCUGUGCCCCCUGGUAUGAGUCAGCCCCCAUCAGGCCCCUUUGGCCCCACAGCCCCUUCCCCCAUGGCAGCUAGCAGGCCAACACUUGGGCCUCCCCCAACCUCAGCAAGUGGUAUGUCCCCCAGGCCAGGUCUUCCUCCAACAACUUCCGCCACACUCCCGCCCCCAUCCACUUCAGGUUAUGGUCUGCCUCCCACUUCCACCAUUGGUCCCCCUCCUACUUCUUCUGUUGGUCCUUCACCCGCCUCUCCAUAUGGGCCACCACCCACCUCAUCAGCAGCCGGUCCACCGCCUACAUCAUCCUACAGGCCGCCCCCCACGUCAUCCUAUGGCCAGCCGCCAACGUUGUCAGCUGUUGGUCCACCCCCCACAUCUUCCUAUGGCCCAUCACCCACCUCUCCCUAUGGGCCACCCCCCACCUCAUCUGCAAUGGGUCCACCACCAGCCUCAUCUCAUAGACCACUCCCUCCCACAUCCUAUGGCCAGCCUCCCACCUCAUCCCAUGGUCCACCUCCCACCUCACCGUAUGGGCAGCCCCCCACCUCAUCAUACAGCCAGCCCCCCACUUCAUCUUAUGGCCAGCCCCCCACAUCAACUGCCAUGAGGCCACCCCCCACCUCUCCCUAUGGCCAGCCUUCCCCCCAGGGCGGCUUUCCCCAGCCUUCCCCAGCUGGCGGGUCCAUGCCCCGUUACCCCAGCCAGCAGUUCAGCCAGGGCAGCAUGAACCAGCUGUCCCAACAACUCGGGGGUUUGUCGGUGACCAAGGAUGGCUGGAACAAGUCCUGGGGCACGCACCAAAUAGACCUGCUGCAGCAGAGACAUGUGGUGCCCCCAGGAGGCAUUGUGCCCCCCAAGCCCGUGCUGGCCCAGGAAUACCUCCCCAACUGCUCCCCAGACAUCUUCCGCUGCACACUCACCAAGGUUCCGGAGAACAAGGGUGUCCUGCAGAAGUCAAAGCUGCCCUUCGGCCUCCUCAUCCAUCCCUUCAGAGACCUUGAGCACCUUCCUGUGGUGAGCUGCAACACCAUCGUGCGGUGUCGAUCGUGCCGCACCUACAUCAACCCCUUCGUGGUGUUCAAGGGGGAGCGCCGCUGGGAGUGCAACCUUUGCUUCAGGGUCAAUGAGCUGCCGGAAGAGUUCCAGUACGACCCUGUGAGUCGGACUUACGGCGACCCAUCUCGGCGGCCUGAGGUGCGCGAGGCAACCAUAGAGUUCAUAGCCCCGCAGGAAUACAUGCUGCGGCCACCCCAGCCUGCCUCCUACAUCUGGCUGCUGGACGUGACUCGCCAGGCUGUGGACACAGGCUACCUCAAGGUGGUGUGUGAUACCCUGCUGAACCAGCUGGACAAGAUCCCAGGUGACCGGCGCACAAUGGUUGGCUUCAUCACCUUCUCCAACAGCGUGCAAUUCUACCUCAUGGGGGAAGAACAGAAAAAUGUGCAGAUGUUGGAGGUGGGAGAGGUGGAGGACAUGUUUGUGCCCAACCCAGAGGACCUGCUGGUGAACCUGGAGCAGAGCCGGCCACUGGUGGAGGACUUGCUUACCAUGCUGCCUGAUGCCCAUGCCUCGGCCUGCCACACACAGUCGGCUCUCGGCGCUGCUCUUCAAGCUGCCUACAAACUCCUGAGCCCUGUUGGCGGCCGCAUCACCAUCAUGACCACCACCCUGCCCACAGUGGGUCCCGGCGCCCUCAAGCCCCGUGAGGACCCCAACCAGCGGGCCGGCAAGGACAUCCAGAACAUGGGCCCCGCCACUGACUUCUACAAAAAGCUGGCUCUUGACUGCUCUGGCCAGCAGAUUGCGGUGGAUCUGUUUACCCUCAACUCGCAGUAUGUCGACCUUGCCACCUUAUCAGGGAUCAGCAAGUUCUCUGGCGGCUGCAUCCACCACUUCCCGAAUUUCCACGUGGCACGAAACCCAGCCGGUUAUGGGCCCUUUGUGUCCUGCCUGAAUCGCUACAUCACCAGGAAGAUUGGCUUUGAGGCAGUCCUCAGGAUCAGAGCAACGAGAGGUUUGGCGAUCACAAACUUCCAUGGUAACUUCUUUGUGCGGUCAACGGACUUGCUCUCGCUGCCGAACAUCAACCCCGAUGCUGGGUUCGGCAUGCAGGUCAACAUUGAGGAGCCGCUGCAUAACAUCCGCACAGCUUGCUUCCAGUCGGCCCUCCUCUAUACAUCUAGCAAAGGUGAACGCAGAAUCCGGGUGCACACCCUGUGCCUGCCAGUGAGCCCCAACCAGCAUGAGGUGGUGACUGCUGCAGACCAGGAAGCUGUGGUGGGGCUGCUGGUGAAGAUGGGCGUCGACCGCUGCCUCACCUCUUCCCUCUCUGACGCUCGCGAUGCCCUUGUCAAUGCCACAGUGGAUGCUCUAUCAGCCUACAGGGUGGGCCUGUCCCACCCUGGCCAUGGCACGCUGGAGGCUCCACCAGCCCUGCAACAGCUGCCACUCCUGGUGCUGUCUGUCAUGAAGUCCGUUGCCUUCCGAGGGGGCCUUAGCACCAAGCUGGACGACCGCCUGUUUGCCAUGUGCCAGUUCAAAUCCCUGCCCCUGCGCCAGCUGAUGACCAUGGUGUACCCUGACCUGUACCCGGUGCACCUCCUCUCUGAGAAGGGCGGCCUCAACUUGGAUGACCAGGUAAUUCCUCAGCCUGGCCGCCUACACCUUUCAGCAGAACGCCUGGAGAGGUGUGGAGCGUACCUCAUGGACGCCGGCCACACCAUCUUCAUAUACAUUCGGUGUGGCAUCUCUUCAGUGUGGGUGGAGAACACGCUGGGUGUGCCGAGCUAUGCCGUGAUACCACAGCCUCUAUAUGAAGACCCUCUGCCGCAGCUUGACACCAACGAGUCACAGCUGCUGAGGAACUUUGUCGCUCACCUACAGAGGAGCAAGCCUUAUGCAGCGCCCAUCGUUGUCCUCAAAGAGGACAACCCAGCCAGGAUGCUCUUCAUCCAAUACUUGGUGGAUGACAGGACUGAGGGCUCACACUCCUAUGUGGAAUUCCUACAGUUUUUAAAGACUCAAGUGAAAUAAAUGUGUAAUAUUUUUUUAAUGUUUAGGAAUAGAAAAGUGAAUUUUGUGUGGAAACUAUGGUGAAUGGGUGACCAGAUUUUGGGGAGAAUUGUUUGGUUCCUAAGGUGUCAACCCUGUUUUAUAUUUUAGUCUCCAAGCCAAGGUUUCCUGUGAUCACUAUAUAGGCACACAACUUUUGGUACCAGGGUGUAAGUAGAGCCUGUCAGUGAGAUGGCUUGAUCUGCAAUGUCCUUCUUUCAUACCAGUCUAGCUUUUGUAUAUGAUUUUUUGUUUAUGUAGUAGUUUGUGCUGAGUGAGAAUGGGUGAAAGAGUGUGUGUGAGAGGGAGAAUGAGAAAGAGAUGCUAGUUUGUUGGUAGUGAAAGGCACAUAUUUGCUAUAACUAUUGAGGACACAGUAAUGUCAAACACCCUCUUAUCAUACGAGCUUUUGUCAGAAAUAGUUUGACACUUGGUGUGAGUGUUGGAACGGAGUGAGUGUGCGAGUGAAUGUGUGUCAUCUGGUCACGUUGGAGCUGCUUAGAAGGUAGUGGGGUCAGACCAGGGAGUUGACACGCCAUUCAGAAACAUUGUGAAGGAGGCCUAUACCAGUUUUAAAUGAAAGUUGAAUUUGUUUGAAAUAAAGUAAUUUCUAUUUACAAGUCUUGCUUGUCCACAAAUGCUAUAGAUGAAUUAUACAUUAUAUAAAAGAAAUAUAUAUACAUGCGUUGCUCAAUAAUCUUGUUUAUAUAUGAAAGUGUAUGUUAGGACUUUGCUCUGCUCUCUGUUUGGGACGUGCCUCACCCUGGUGGUCCGAGGCCGUGCAGCAGGGCUCCCGUGUGUCCUGCUGUGCGGCGCAGAGGUGGCAAGGAGCACUCAUGGGGGCCAGCGGGGGUUAACAUUUUCACUUGUUUUGUAACUUUGUGAGGAAAACUUGCCCUGUCCGUGUUAGGUUAAACUACUAUUCCAGUCAAGGUUAUAUAUGAUUGCUUUGUGGUUGUUUGAGAUUCCCAUCAAGGUGGCUGUGGUUUUCUCAGCCAGUGUAAUACUGGGGUGGCAGCAGACUAUACAUAACACACACAAAACACUGUAAGGAUGUAUAUAUGCUGUACAUAAUGCCCCAUUGCUCCAGUGCUGGUGGUAUCGUGUGUCUGAGAUUAUGUGCACAAGUCACAUCUGAAUAUGUGAUGUUUGGUCUGUGCUGAAGGAAGCCCUUAUUUACAGUGGCUUGAAGGGUGUUCUUGUAACUUUUUCUGCCAUGCAACAACAUUGUGCCAAUUAUAAAAUUUACCUCAUGAGGCAUCUAUUUUGGUUAAAACUUGAAGAAAAGAAUACAAUGAACAUCUAAAAGAUCUUUUGUCAAAUAAGAACUUUCAUCAAAUGUAGAUAGAAUGUUUAUCCAUCUUGGUAGUGCAAUCUGAACUUUGGACUAAUGGAGAUUAGGUCAAUAUUAGCAAUUAAAUAAAAUGUUGAUAUAAAUCAUUCAGUAACAAUGUAAGACAGAGGACCUUUUUUUCUCUUUAUAGUGAAGACUAAUUCUAUAGCCUUGGAAAUUGUUAUUCAGGAUUUCUAUAGGCGUAAGCCCUGAUAAACUUGGUAGCUCUUGGAAACUUUGAUGAUAUUUGUGUUAGUCCAAAGUACAUAUUAAGAGGUUUUAUAAACAUGAAUACACAUACUGUUGCUGACUUUACUGUAUUCAGAGAGAAGUUUUAUUCUGUGAAAUGUAUCUUGUCUAGGACUUCAAAUUUAUAAACCAUUUCAAGAGUAAUUUUAUAAUAGGUGAAGUUACUUGCAUAUACAGUGUAUACCUAAAUCUACUGAGUUUAUACCUAUAUUUUAUCCUCACAGAGAGUUGCGUUAUGGGACGGCACAUUCAUGUGUACGUACUUCCAUUCCGUCUCAUUUUGUAUUCCCUUUCAACAUUUGAGCUUAACACAAGCUUUAGUGCCUACUGAAUGCCAUAAAAUGCCAACAGCUCGGAUGAAGACUAGACAAUGUGCUUACUUCAUCACACUCACUGACUUAAGAUGAAUCUGUAAGUGCAUGAUUUCCUCUUGACCAAACUGGCUUUGUCUUAGUGUAUGCCGAGGAACUUUCAUGUCACUGACUCAACUCCACCUGCUGUGUUAAGACGCUGCAGCACCCACCACUUGUUUGCUCAUCACAGAGUUCCUUCAUCCUGUGUGUGACAGUGUAUAAAUUGGUGACUUCACUCCCAAAAUUUUACAUAUUAUUAAAGCAACUUAGGUGUACUUCUGAAAUGGACAGUGAAGAACAAUGCCAAGCUGCAGCAAGUACAAGCAGUGCAGAUUGUACCUGUGAUAAAUUUGAGGCUGAAUAGAUACAGUGAUGAAGGUAACUCCCAGUACCAGAAAACAUGAAUUUGUUUACCACUAAAUAUAUGCAAUGAUUGAAACUAGUCAAGAGGCAUUGUAAAAGAAGUAAUAAUUGAUAAAACUCCAUGACAGCAACAAUCAGCAAGGUGGAUGGUGCAUGGCAGUGUUAAUUAAAAUACCACAGUUUGUAUGUUGAGGCUGUCAGUGUGGGCCAAAGUGGAAGGUGUGGAGCAGGCAGAGGUUAUUUUGGGGGUGAGGAUGGAGCUGAUGAAAACUUGGUAAUGCCUUGAGCUAUCCAGGAAUUUUCAAACCGCAAAAUGUGCAUGCUUGUUAUUAGUACUAUUAUCAUUAUUAUUAUUAUCAUUAUCAUGAUCAUCAUUAUCAUUAACAUGGUAUGGCCAAGCACUGGAGCAUAGGUGGUCACUGUACAUUUCCAAGGUGAGCGAGGGAAGAGCACAAUAAAAUGUUAUGAAUC
Messenger RNA from Eriocheir sinensis (Chinese mitten crab), 7131 nucleotides. RefSeq names its product protein transport protein Sec24A-like (gene Sec24AB). The coding region runs from base 313 to 4344 and encodes 1343 amino acids. Gene Ontology annotation, cellular component: COPII vesicle coat; endoplasmic reticulum exit site. Gene Ontology annotation, molecular function: zinc ion binding; SNARE binding. The record is from RefSeq and is a predicted model, not a curated record. Gene Ontology annotation, biological process: COPII-coated vesicle cargo loading; endoplasmic reticulum to Golgi vesicle-mediated transport; intracellular protein transport. NCBI's taxonomy places the organism in Eukaryota, Metazoa, Arthropoda, Malacostraca, Decapoda, Varunidae. The transcript is spliced from 17 exons.